AUGGAUUCAAAAACUCGUCUAUCAGUGGACAGUAUAAAUCCUAGCUCAGGAUCUUCAGCCCUACGGCGACUUGCUCGAAGUCCGAGCCAUCGAAUAAGUCUGAGGCGAUUCAGUAUCGACUCAUCCUCCUCUUCUGCUUCGUCUGUUGUGUCAUACGACAGUGAAGUAUCAUCAAGUUGCGUGACCCGCGAUACCUCGAGUGACGACUGUGCUCUUCAUCGAUUCAUCGUCUGGGCUGCCGUCAAGCGGAAUGCAUGCGACAAACUGACUCCCCAGGAGAAGCUGGAGUGUCCUAUGCUGCGAUGCCGCAAGCGAUUUGCCAACCACGAACUCAUGCUCCAGCAUUUAUACUCAUGCAGCUGGCUAUCCUCGAGUGAGUAUUGGUGCUACGACUGUGGAAAAUCCGAGCGUUUCAACGACUCCAAAUGCAAAAGGUGCCUAGGACAUCCUUCUAGACGAAGAAAGAUAUUGUCCAUGGCAAAGAGCUUCUUCAACUCUCUCGGUCACAAGUCCAAGCACUCAACCCUACCGGAUUUUGAUCUCGACCUCGACCUUGGUGAUCCUGAGGCACCACCUAGCUAUGAUUUAGCUGUGGCUCCGAACGAACUUGAGCUCCCCUCGAACGAGAUUCAUGAGAUAGGCUCCAGUGGUCUAGCUCUCCAUUCUAUCAUAGAGGAUGAUCAUGAGAAUGAGGCAGAACCCGAUUUGGCCCCCAUGCCCACCCCAUACAUCUCAUCGUUGCCUGUCCAAAAUCGGGCUCUGCCUAAUCACCCCGCAGAGCUCGAAUCAGAUGCAGCUCCUGGUGAGCCCUUUGAAUUCAUGUUCCCACCAGGCACAGUUCAUCCUGUAAGCCUCACAGACACUGGUUGCAACACGGCUUUGGGAAGGCCCACCCUUCAACUUCACACAGCAGGUCUGGAAGAGUAUCGACGAGAACAAAAGAGGCGUAGCAAGGGCCAAGUGGCACCCAGCACCUCAGUUCGGUCGACAGCCAGUACAAACUCAACUUCGAGCACAAACACCACAGACACUACAUUUAGCAAAGAGAGCUACAACAUCUCCCCUAUCUCAGCAUACUCUGAUCAAUGGGCAAGUGCACCAGUGUUUGAUUCGGACUUCCGUUCAUCUGAGAAUGGAUUUGGAAGCCCAGGAGGCCUCCUCAGGGCAAACUCGUUCGCCAUAUCUCGCAAGGCACCCGCGGCUAAGGGCUGGGAGUCGUUGGACAAAAAGGCAGACUCGUCCUAUGACUCCCACCCGCGCGAGUGCCCCACAGACUUCCCAAUGUUGGGUGCCUUGCCUUCUGACGACACCUUUCACGACCCUCUUGCUCUUGUCCAGCCAGUCUUUACUUUGAAUGACUCUUCGCUUCCCACCGACUUCGAUCUUGAGUCGAACCUCGCCCUUACCAAUGACCAUACGGUCAUGUCACCACCAAUGGCUUCCACUCUACCACAACCAACAGCCAGCUCAUAUCACAACCCUCGAUCUCUAAUCAGUACAAUAUGGAGUACUCUCAAGCUGCAUGUCGCCGAUUCUAUGAGCAAACUCGAUCAUGUUACCAAAAACCCUCUUGCCACACAGCUCAAAAGCUUAUCUACCGAGACGAUAGCUGCAAAUGGCCUCCAAAUUCUCGUCAAUAUCAUUGAAGGCCGUCAGCCCACUGUUCCCAUAGACAUUCUGUCUUUUGUUCACCUAUGCUACUGCUUCUCCCUCAUUGCUCAUGAACAAGAUGCAACCAAUCGAUCUGCAGAACUAUUCGGCCAGGCAAUGUCAUACAGCACUUUGUUUUCCCGAGAAGAUCGUCGAAUGUAUAUACAGGUUGUCAAAGCUCUCUGGAAACCAGCUGCGAUGUCUGAUGCUGAUGUUGUUAACAUUGUGCGGGCUAAGACGUCCUUUACAAUUUCACGCUCGUCGAGUCUCAAAGGAAAAGAACACAGAUUUUCAAACAUGCACGAGUCUGAUGCCGACUCAUUGGUAUUUGCUGCAAAAUACUUCCUGGAUCAAUUGGAACUUGCUACCUUGAACGUUGUUGAUGACGUUGUCAUCCAUACCUCUCAGCUAUACCUGGAGCAUUUCGCCAUGAGCAUGCAUAUAGAUUCACAACAAGCAAGUCUCACUCUCGAAGACAAGUUUCAAUUUUACACUCAUUACGGUCACUUUGCAACAGCCCUGAACAACCUUAUACAGCGCGUCAAUUCCGAAUUCUUAUCAGCUCGGCGUCUGGAACUUCAUUUGAUUGAGAUCGGAAAGAUGUCGUUACCUCCGCACGUCUACUUUGAUGGCUAUAUACGCCAUGUGAGGGAUCAGAUGGACCCUCUGUAUUUCAAAAAUGAUACCGGAGGGAACCUCCGGUCUGUAUAUUACUGCCAUGGCGUCGAGCUGAUAAAGACGAUAAUGAUCCCACCCCUGCAGACGAUGAAUACCCAGCAUGUUCAAGACAACGGACUACCUAACGGAUUACCAGAUAGUGUGAUGGAGUAUGCUUUUGACGAAGAUAUCGACUUCUUCAAUAACUCGACGACAUCAGAAACGUUCGAUUUUGGCGAGAAUCUUCCAUUUGAUGCCGGACAGCCUCUCGACUAUACGGAUUUGUCUAGUAGUAUCAACACCAGAACAUUGAACCCUCAACCACUUCCCACACCUGCAGACACCAGCUCGGUGCAGGCGACGCCAACAUCAGCGAAUUCGCCACCUACGCCGGCUCCGGUUGCAUCCUCGGCUUCCACGGCGAAGAUAAAGUCGGAUAUAGGCUGUACGCUUUGCAACUACACCCCCAAGGGAGACCCUAGAUGGUUUAGUUGCAGCCUGUCCAAGCACAUGAGAUUGCAGCACUCAACAAAGCCUCCAAUAAUCUACCGUUGUCAAUACCCUGGAUGCACAAGCCAGUACAAAAACAGACCAGACAAUUUGCGGCAGCAUCAAAUUGAGAAGGGCCAUUUCACAGAUGGCCAAGAUACUGGGAAGCGGUCGAACAAGAGGAGGAAAGUCGAGUGA
Fusarium venenatum is the source of this 2994-nucleotide messenger RNA. The record is from RefSeq and is a predicted model, not a curated record. Lineage: Eukaryota; Fungi; Ascomycota; Sordariomycetes; Hypocreales; Nectriaceae.